CAGGCGGAGGAAAAGCAGCCCGUCAGUGAAUGUGACACGCUUACAAAUACACAGAAAACAUGAUCCGGCUCCAGCGACGCGUUUAGUGUGCUCGAUUCAACUGGAGAGCGGACUGUUGUGUUAUUUUUUCUCGCUUUCCGAGGCAGCAUCAUCAUGGUGAAGCAGUCGGACCGAGCCCCGCUGCUGGACUGGGAGGAGAUCCCACCGCCCGAUCCCAACCAGCCGGCCCAGCCCGUGCCGCAUCCGCCGCUCCGGGAGGAGGAGGACGCCAAGGCGGAGAAGAGUUUGCAGCUAGCCGGGCGUCGUACAUCGUCGGGGACCGCGGCUGGUACUGGGUGGAGCCCUAGCACCGUCGACACAAACAUCAGCUGCAGCCCGACGAAGAGUGUAACAGCUGUUGUUAUCAGCGGGAACGGAAACUCUGGCCGCCCGCUGACACAGAUAUGUGGGCUCGGGUGGCAUCGCCCGGAGCCCCUCGGUUCAGAUCGAAAUCUUCCCUUCCCCGGCCUCUCGGUGAGGGAUCAGUGGGAGGAGAAGGACCAGAUCGUAGCUGUUUUUGUGGUUACCUUUGAUACAAGAUCAGGGAAUAUGGUGGAGUGGUGCCUGCCUCACGACGUCAACCUGGAUGGAGUUGAAUUCAAGUCUAUUGCCAGUGGUUCCCAUCGGAUCAACAGUGACUUUAUAUAUUUCCGUAAGGGCUGUUACUUUGGAUUGGCCUGUUUCGCUAACAUGCCCGUGGAGAGUGAGCUGGAGCGAGGAGCAAGGAUGAAGUCUGUGGGAAUUCUGUCUCCCUCCUACACCCUGCUGUACCGCUACAUGCACUUCCUGGAGAACCAAGUCAGACUCCAGUUGAAGAGUCCAGGCCAGUAUUCCCCCCUGGAGGCCUUUUACGAGGAUAAGAAGGGCGUCCUCCCCCCUGCUGGAAACGGUCUGGUCACUGCUUGCCCGACAUGGAGUGUUACCACCAUCAACCGCUGUAUGCACCCAGAAAUGAAGAUCACCCACCCUGCCGGCUGUAUGUCGCAGUUCAUCCAGUUUUUCGGGGAGCAUAUCAUGGUGCUGUGGAAGUUUGCGUUGCUAAGGAAACGGAUCCUCAUCUUCUCUCCUCCACCUGUGGGUGUAGUCUGCUAUAGAGUGUAUUGCUGUUGCUGCCUGGCUAAUGUCUCUCUACCUGGAAUCGGUGUCUCUGUUCCUGAAUUACGGCCUUUCUUCUACAUCAACAUAGCAGACAUCCCCACCCUGGAAAAAGAGAUGUCAUACGUGGCCUGCACCACGGAGAAGAUUUUCGAGGAGAAGAAGGAGCUGUACGACGUCUACAUUGAUAACCAGAAUGUGAAAACACACAGAAGCCAUUUGCAGCCUCUGCUCCGAGUGAAUGCAGCGGAUAAGGAGAAGUACAGGAAACUGAGCGAACAGAGGCAAAUGUUGCUGUACUCUCAGGAGGUGGAUGGAGAUUGCACCACAAAUGAAGAGGAUCUGUUCAUUCUGUUUUUCAUGGAGCUGAACAACCGCAUCUUCCAGACACUGUCAGACAUAGCGGGGAGCAACGAUCCCACCCUCACCGCUGAGCAUGUGAGGGCCAUGGGGCUGGACCCCCAGGGCGACCGCUCGUUCCUGGUGGACCUGCUGGAAGUGUACGGCAUAGACGUCACGCUGGUCAUAGACAACCUCUGCUGCCACUGAGCCCCCUCCCCCCUCAGACUGGGAAACUGCACUGGAUAUUUGUGCCUUCGUGGCCCACGCACAUCAAGACAUCAAAGACACUGCCUCCCCCCCUGGGAUUUCCAUCUGCUGUUCCCAACUGGGUGUUUGUUUUCCCUUUGUGUGUCUCAGCUGACCUGUGGAGACUGUUACCAAACAUUGUGGAGGAUGAGGACGCUAAAUGUCCACGCACACGUCCACAGUGGCUGAGAACACUUGCCUAGCAGACUGUGUAUCAUUCGGCAGCUGCGUGGUCUUACACUGUAGCCAUUCACAUCCUAUAUCACUCAGUGCUGUUUAAUGUCAGAAAAAUAUGUCUGGACUGGGCUGAAGCACUGGAUUAAAGUAUAGAAGUCUUGAGCCUUUCUGUUCCCCAAAGGAUGUUCCAUUGUUCCCCACUGCACCUAUCACAAUGAAGAAGUCAUUGAAACACACAAACAUGCAGCUUUGGUGUUCACUGAGGAAAAGAUUAAUAUUAUUGGGGGGGAAGGGUAUGCUGUAAUAACAUAGAUGGAUGGUUAUGUUUAAUACAUCAAAUGCUUUUUGAAUACUUUAUUUCCCUUUCAAAAAGGAAGCAGUAGGAUUAGAGCCACAACGAAAAAUAAUCGCAAACUAUUUUGAUAACUGAUUAAUCAUAGAAUUGUAAAGUAAUUAUUUGGGCAAAAUAUUCAGAAGAAAAGCAGUUUUCAGCUUCUUAGAUAAGUAGACAUUUAAAGAUAUCACAUAAGAUAAAAAAAAUGGGAUGGACAUUUUUCACUUUUUUCUCAAUUUGUAUAUAUGAUAAAUAUAUUAAAUGAAUAAUCUAGCAAACUAGACAAUAAUCGCCAAAUUAAUCUAUGAUAACAAAUGAUUGCAUAUUGCAGCACUAAAUAGAAGUGUUUGCCAAUUGAAAUCGGCCUUAUUUAUGUUUGUGCAUUUCCACGUUUUUCUCUAGUUCUAUUUUUAUUUAACAAUUGUAAGUGAGUACUUAGGAUGUUUAUUAAUAUGAUAUAUAUCCUCUUUUUUUAUAACGGGGAUGGUAAAUUAUUAGGAAAUUGACUCGCUUAAAAAUAAAGCUGUUAAUACUUUAUUCACCUUUUGUAUGCACCUUCAAAAUGAGGUAGAUGUGAUAGUGUGUUUGAUCACAGUCAAAGUGAGGAAACGUUCUGUUGUGUUACAUGUUAAGCUGAGGUUCUUGAAUAUUCCAUGAAUGUGACUACUGUAUAACACUAAUGAUUGCUGCACCAUGUCUACUACUGGAAUAUCUCCUGAUGCACACAUGCUUAAAAUUGUAUGACCUACAAUCUGAGCCAGCCAAUUGUGUUGAAUUAGUGUGUUGCACUGUAUAAAGGCUUUCAUUGUUCCCUUUUUUUUUUUACUUGAACCUGUGACUGUUAUCAACAGAGGCCAAUAUGUGUUUUGUGACGCGUUGAGUGAAGAGUCAGUGAUGGUAUACUUGUUGAGCAGCUUUAAAAAUAUCCUCUUUGCUUGUCUGUGUCUGUGACAAACAUCUCUUUGUGGUUUUUUUUAUAUUUCGUUGUUCACCGUCGCUCCUCACAGUCCCAUUGAUUGUAUUCAGAUCCUGGGAUAGGCCAACUGGCAGACUGCUUUAUCUCAUCUAUGGCAUUGUCAAUCAUUUGUUCCAUGUUGGAACACACAAGGCUGAUGUUUGCCUCAUAUACAUUUGGAGUAGUAUACAUUAGUGUACCCCCCCCCCCCCCAAUGCAAGCCAAGUUAUCUUUUUUUAAAGUGACACGCGUACACACAUUUCAUUUUUUGAAAGUUUAGCACAUUCCAAAAAGGAUCUUUCAACUCCUGUUGGCCUUUCCAUUGACUUUCACCAAUUUUCUAGGUUUACAAAAACAGAAUAAAAGUGAACCAAGUAUUUUAUUUGAAAUUCUUUGUUUAAAUGGGGCCUUAAUGAAAGGUGAUUUGUGAAAGUGAAUCAUUACUGUAUCUAUUUGCUGUAAGUAUAUUAUCCUACGCACUUCUGAAUGACAUUGCUGUGAAACCUGUUCACCCUAACUCAUUUAAUUACUUCUCAGCAGACCUAUACACUUGCCUCUGACAGUGUUUGCUUUACAGUUGUUUGUUAAAUGUAUAAGGGAAUGCACACAACACACACACACACACACACACACACACACACACACACACACACACACACACACACACUACUGUAUAACAUGCCUUCUUUGUGGAGUCGUUAACAGACCAGCAUCAGAGUCGUCACACUAUUGAAUGUCAGAGACAGCAAAAGUAUUGCACACAUGCAGCAAAUAAAAAGUGUAACAUUUUCCUUCUUGAUUGUAAUGUAAAUAACAAGUACUCACUGAAUAAUAUGUCUUCACCUUUACUAAUGUGAAACACUGUAAAAGAUGUCAGUAAUGUACAAAUCAAGUCAAGCAUGAGCUAAUUUCACUGUACUGCCAUCGUAAAACAAUAAAACAUUAAUACAG
Molecule: messenger RNA, 4139 nt
Organism: Eleginops maclovinus (Patagonian blennie)
Lineage: Eukaryota; Metazoa; Chordata; Actinopteri; Perciformes; Eleginopidae
Gene: dennd11
Product: DENN domain containing 11
Exons: 9
Coding region: 154-1683 (509 amino acids)
Cellular component (GO): cytoplasm
Source: RefSeq, a predicted model, not a curated record